Messenger RNA from Cottoperca gobio, 612 nucleotides. Its product is annotated as deoxyribonuclease-2-alpha-like. Gene Ontology annotation, biological process: apoptotic DNA fragmentation. The record is from RefSeq and is a predicted model, not a curated record. NCBI's taxonomy places the organism in Eukaryota, Metazoa, Chordata, Actinopteri, Perciformes, Bovichtidae. Gene Ontology annotation, molecular function: deoxyribonuclease II activity. The coding region runs from base 1 to 531 and encodes 176 amino acids. The transcript is spliced from 5 exons.
AUGGGGUACAGUGAUAGUAUUGACUUUAAUGGUCUCACGAUAGAGCACAGCAAGACCACCCCCUCUCCCGGUAGCCCGGGUUUACUGAAGAAGCUAAAAGAUUUUGGAUUCAUCAGCUACAGCGAUCAACCUCCAGGAAGUCAUGCUGAUGAUGAGUUUGGGCACAGUAAAGGAGUUGUGAUGGUGGAAGAAGGUAAAUCUGGAGUCUGGCUCUUACACAGCACACCACAGUUCCCUUUCAGUAUAGAUCAAAACCAUUUCUGGCCUCAAAGCGGAGCAAAACAUGCUCAGACGUUUAUCUGUGUGACAUUCCCCCAUGACCAGUUCAUCGCUAUAGGUAAACACCUGCAGUACAUCAAAGCUUUCCCAUUCGACCAUCAUGUUCCAGAUGUUUUUCCAGAAUUUAUCAAUGUUGUUAACUGGAAAUCAAUAACCCCCUCCAACGAUAAACAGCCGCUGACAUCAAAUGGACUACAGCCCUUUUUUAGCAUUGCUAAACUUCAGUUUAAAGACUGCUUGCACUCUGUGUGACGAAGAGCUCUAAGUGCGGCUGUGGCUCAGGAGGAAGCGGGGUUGUCCAGAGGCCGGAGCCCCUGCAGUCAGCAUGUCAAA